AUGGACUUUUCGCAGAUGCAGACGCCGCCUCCCACAAGAGACGCCACGUCCAGAAGGAGUAUGCAGCAAAGUGGAGGGAAUGGGUUUGGCACUCCGGCUACUGUUAUUCAAAGGACGCCCACCCAAGUCCCGACCACAGAUGCCCUGUUCAAUCAAACACCAUUCGGCUUCUCCAAUAUACCAUUUUCACCAGGCAUGAUGCCGUUCGCGAAUGCAGGACCAAUGUCAGCACCACCCAUGCCCCACUCGCGCCUGUUCUGGGACCAGCCCAACGACAACACUCAGAUGGAUGUAGACAUACCCCUAGCGUCAGACCCUUUUGGUCCUACACCGCACAGGAUUGACCAGAGUAUCAGCUGGCAAACGUUCCAAUCUCCUGUUGCCAAUCAAAUGAACCCCCAAGCUUCUUAUCAAGCUCUGCAUGGCAUGUCUUCGCCCGGCCCCGUGGCGUCAUACGGGACAAGCCACCUGGGCGGAGGGCAAAACUCAAGACCUAACUCGUUCGUAUCCACAUCUGCUGGCGUUGAUCCUAGCAUGCUCUUUAGCUUUUCAAAUCCUGGCCUGACUACUUCUUUUGGUAGCAUACCGCAGCAGGCUAAUAAGCAAGUUGGCUCCAGACAGCCAUAUGAGACCCAGACACGAGACUCGUUACGGGAGAAGGAAAUGGCCAAGAAGGCGAAGAGUCAGCACUCACGCACCAAUACGAACUCAUCGUCAGGUUCAGUGGAGGACAUCAAGCCUAGCCUACAACGAAGCAACACCGACAGCGGCUUUAGGAGGCACCGGCCUUCAUCAAUGGAGUCGAGGAACUCAGGCCAGGCAGCUGCCUCGACGAUUCCACGUCGCUCAUCGCCGUUAAAACGACAGAGUGGUGUAGCACUUACUGCCAUUCCAGAGAUACGAAGACCUCGCACACGGUUGAUUAUUGACGAAACUGGUCGAGCUCGCACAGAGACUGUACCUGUUGGGGACGAGGAGGAUACUCCCAGGGAUAUGCGAAUGGGAUCUCAGAAGGACAUGAGGCGUCAGUAUCCUGGGUUGUGGGAAGAAGACGACACCGAGUCUGACGAUGACGAGCCGGCUCCAGCAGUCGGUCGUAACACAUCAUUCAGCGUACCGCAGCCGCAACGUCGUUCCAUGAAACAUGCUAGGGCAGAAAGUGGCGGCCUCGAGAGAUCCAACUCGUUCAAGAUACCGCGACUUGCCUCUAGACCAGCUUCAAGCGCUUUCGAUAAAGCUUCGUUCGAAACAGUACGUCCUGUCCGAAAGCUUGCCGAUAACCCGUCUCGGAGAUUCAGCAUGAUGGACUUCCCUACCUCGUUCGAGAGCGUGAAACAGAGUGAGGAUCAACACAUGCCUGACUCUCCUGGCGACGCCUUGGGGGCGUUGAAGAAGGUGGUAGCAGGCCGGCAGCAAAGAAUUGAACGUGCAUCUCAUAACACUCUCAAAGCCCAUAACCAGCGCUGGGCUCAAGCAUCUGCUGACCUCACCAACACCACCACUCCUCACGGCUACGGCCAUUACGACCCAUUCACUAAUUCCUUCAACGCCUCUCCCAAUACCGAUGGUCUGACCACGCCGUCAACCGACCGAAGCAGUCGUUCGAGCGAAAGCACACGAUGCGUCUGCAACGGCGUCGAUGACGGCCAGCCUAUGGUACAAUGCGAGUCGUGCAACAAGUGGUUACACAUGGAUUGUGUUGGCUUGAAUGCAAACAACCUACCGCCUGUAUUCGUGUGCAUAUUCUGCACCGGACAGACGCCGAUUGCAAGAGGCGGUAGAGUCCGAGGGCCAGUGCCCUUUGAUUCGCCGCUUACGCAUAAGUCGAUGUUUCGACGAUAG
Messenger RNA from Cucurbitaria berberidis CBS 394.84, 1842 nucleotides. RefSeq lists its product as uncharacterized. Gene Ontology annotation, cellular component: Set1C/COMPASS complex. The coding region runs from base 1 to 1842 and encodes 613 amino acids. Gene Ontology annotation, biological process: positive regulation of DNA-templated transcription. The record is from RefSeq and is a predicted model, not a curated record. The transcript has 2 exons. NCBI's taxonomy places the organism in Eukaryota, Fungi, Ascomycota, Dothideomycetes, Pleosporales, Cucurbitariaceae.